Molecule: messenger RNA, 5791 nt
Organism: Seriola dumerili (greater amberjack)
Lineage: Eukaryota; Metazoa; Chordata; Actinopteri; Carangiformes; Carangidae
Product: tensin-2-like
Exons: 27
Coding region: 1-4635 (1544 amino acids)
Biological process (GO): peptidyl-tyrosine dephosphorylation
Molecular function (GO): protein tyrosine phosphatase activity; protein binding
Source: RefSeq, a predicted model, not a curated record
AUGGGGUGCAUUCACAGCACGAGCACUGGCAGGAUGAAGAACCAUGGACUUGGUACUGACGCAGGAGGAAUCCCCAUAAAGGCAGACCCUGAGGUACAUCCUGAAAUCCUUCAACUUGCUGAGCUCACCAAGACUGGGAGCCACGCCUUCACAGAGAAGAGCUUCAAGAGGAGACGGGUGUGUGAUGUGUGCAAGCAGAACAUUGACAACCCCGGGGCUUUCUGCAAGGAGUGCAAGGUUGCAGUUCACAAGACAUGUGAAGCCAAGGUGACUCCCACCUGCACCUCAACUACAGAUCUUAACGGUUCCAUUAAAUCUACAUCACAGAAGAAAAGAGGCUCAAUACCAAGGAGUAAAAGUGUGGAACAAGUGAUGGAGCAUGUGAUGGAGCACCACUACGACUUCGACCUCACCUACAUCACAGAGAGGAUCAUCUCAGUCUUCUUCCUGCCAGACCUGGAGGAGCCGCGGUACCACAGAAACCUACAGGAAGUGGCCUCCAUGCUGAAAUCCAAGCACCAGGACCAGUUUCUGCUACUGAAUUUAUCAGAGAGGAGACAUGACAUCACCAGACUUAAUCAAAAGGUGCAGGACUACGGCUGGCCUGAUCUUCAUGCCCCACCCUUGGACAGGAUCUGUGCCAUCUGUAAGGCCAUGGAGACUUGGCUGACCUCUGACCCCAGCAACGUAGUGGUCCUCCACUGCAAGGGACACAAAGGGAAGACGGGGGUCAUUGUGGCAGCCUACAUGCACUACAGCAAGAUAUCCGCUGGAGCGGACCAGGCUCUCACCACACUGGCCAUGAGGAAGUUCUGUGAGGACAAAGUCUCGUCGUCCCUGCAGCCCUCUCAGAACAGGUACAUCUACUACUUUGGCGGUCUGCUGUCAGGUACCAUCAAAAUGAACAGCAGUCCUCUGUUCCUCCACCAGAUCCUCAUUCCCUCUCUACCAAACUUCCAGACUGGAGGAGGUUUCUAUCCGUUCCUGAAAAUUUAUCAGUCUCUUCAGCUGGUCUACACCUCAGGCGUCUAUGAUCCCCAGAGCUCCAGGGCGAGGAAGCUGUGUGUGACUAUGGAGCCAGCACUAUUAUUAAAGGGGGACAUAAUGGUGAAGUGCUACCACCGGCGGAGUCGAGCAGCAGAGAGGGAGGUGGUCUUCAGAGUCCAGUUUCACACCUGUACUGUUCACGGGGCCCAGCUGUGGUUUGGCAAGACUGAACUGGACCUGGCCUGCACAGAUGACAGGUUCCCUCCUGAUGCUACAGUCGAGUUUAUCUUCUCCAAUGGGCCAGAAAAAAUGAAAGGUCGAGAAUAUCGUAAGAAUGAUGCCUCUAUCAAAGUGGACUUUGACACCUCAGACCCUGUGGUCAGAUGGGAUUCUUAUGAGAACUUCAACCUGCACCACCAAGACAGCAUGGAAAAUAUCUCUCAUACGAGGGGCCCACUGGACGGCAGUCUAUACGCACAGGUGAGGAAGCGACGUGGGCCGGGCUCAACUGCCUCAGCAGCCUCUCCCAAUGGAUGCCUCACUAGCAGCCCAACAGUGAAGCCCCAAACUCCCAGCCAGCCCCAGCCCCCCACCUACACCAGUGAUUCCAAUCGCUCCUCAGCACCCACUGAUCAUCUGCAAGACGGCUCUCCGUCCAUAAACUGCCCUGAGAGAGAAAAUCCUGACUGUCCAUCGAGGAGAGGAGACGGGGAAGACAGAGCAAGAGAUAAAACAAGAGGGAAAGAAAAGGAUCGGGAGACGGCGAUAUUAGAUGAUGGACAACCGUCAAGUCCGGGGGGUUUGAGGCGAGAGCACUCGUGUUGUGGUCGAGCAGGUGCAAAGUGUGGCGACGUGGGAUGGGAGAGAGGGCCCUGCCUUUCUAAUGGUCACUGUCUCGGACGUUGCAAUAGCAUUAAAAAUCAUCCAAAAAGUCAAACUCUGCCUGCUUUACCAUCCAAAUCUGUGUCCCCUCCUCUAAAUUCAGCUCAUAUGGAACUCUGCCAUCGCCAUAGUGCCCAUCCUUUACCAGAGUUACCAUGGGAACGUCCACCCCCACCCCCGCCACCACCCCUGUCCUGUCUCCACAGGCCGUACUACCCUUAUUCUACCCCUGAACAUGCACACCCACACAGCCACACCCUCCCAGCCUCAAACCGACUCUGCACCGGGGAGGAGUGUCACCUCUUCCAUUAUUCCAGCCACGGCCCAUCCGCUCAUCUCUCCCAUCAGUCACUGCCCUCCAGCCCUUACAGGGAAAUGUUCUUCAGCUCUCCAACAUCGUCCUCUGGUUGCCCCUGUUGGGACUGCUCCAGCAGGCGAGAGCACCAACCAUCCUCAGUCAGAACAUUCCACCCAUUGCACCCAGACCAAUCGGAGAACCCACACUGGUCCCAAGGUGCAGGGGCACAACGAACAAGAGAAGCGCCUCCGCUAUGGGAAAGUGAAAAUCCAUGGGAGGUGGCAAGAGAGGCCGAGUUCUGGCAGUGCAAAUCAGCUAUGCCUGCGUUUCGGGUGUGUCACUCCUCUUUGGAUCAGAGUCCAAACCCGGAGCAGCCUAGAUUUGCCCUCGCACCUCACCAGAGCUACCAUAGCCCCCAGUCUCUGGUGGAUGUGCGGGAUGGAGCCAGCAGUGGGUACCACACGCCUCCACAGCCCCGUCACUCCUGCCCCUGCUCUCCUUAUCAGUCCUCCCCGGCUGAGAGCCACGAGAGCCGGGGUUACGCGUCAGGAUACCACUCUGGGUCAGCCUCGCCUCUGCCUGCUGGUAGCCCUUCUUCUGGGAAAGGCAGGCUGCCCGAGACGCCCUCUAGAUGCAGAGAACAGCAGCAUGCUGAAGUGGAGAAUGCCAAAACUGAUGUGGACGAUGACAUAUCCCAGGGUUCAGAGAAUAAAUCAGACUCUAAUGGCCAGACAAGCACCCCUGGACUGGACUCUGAUCAUGACUACACACUUAUUGGUAGCAGCAGCCCAACACACACUGAAGACAGUGUUACUGCUGAUAGCCCUUCUCAAAGCCAAGAAACCUCCACACAGCUCGACUCCAGCACAAAUAGUAACAAAACUAUCACACCAGUACCGGCAGAAACACAAACCCAAACUUCCGGCAUAUCCAUAAACUCCGCACAAUCAUCAAGUGAGCUGAGUUUGAGUUCUGAUGGAAAGAUCGGCGCUGUCAGGAUCACAGGGAGUGCUGAAGGAUGUAAGCAAUCGCAUGCUUCAAAUUAUGCUGCUGUCAUCAUCACCCCGGUUCAAGUGCAACUCAAUGGUUCUGCCCUUCCCAGCGAUACCACAUCCAACAGCAGCAGAAGUGUAACCAUGAACCCUUCUGUUAGCCUCACUUCCAGCCCCUCCACCACUUCCCCAAAUUCUCCUAUUGGCUCUCCAGAUCGGCAGUCCUCUCACCAGUGCUCCCCAUUGGCUGCAGACACAGCAGGGCACAGACUGAUCCCAGACAGAGACAGCUCAGCCGACAACAAACCUCCAUCACCUGUGCCCGACGGCUAUCACACACCCACAUUUCCCUUAGCUUCCUAUUACUACCCAUUACUAAACGUCCCCCAUGUCCCAUACACGGGCUACACUGCAGUCACCAUCCCCGCCGUCCAGCCACCGCUCCCCGAGAAGAAACGCCUUUCCUCCACAGCAGGAUCCCUGAACGGACACAACUCUCUUCUCAGAAUCUCCUCAGCUCCUUCCCCCACACACCACGUUUCUUUCUCCCCUGCUACGGGAGAGCAGAGACGUGGGUCUACGCAGUCUAGCUACAGGGAGGAGGCAGACAUCAGGGUUAAUGCAAAGUUUGUCCAGGAUAGCUCCAAGUACUGGUACAAACCAGGCAUCUCGAGAGACCAAGCUAUAGCUGUGUUAAAGGACAAGGAACCGGGGACUUUCCUCAUCAGAGACAGUAACUCUUUCCAGGGGGCCUACGGUCUGGCCCUCAAAGUGGCCACCCCUCCUCCUAAUGCCAACAUCGCUGGAGGCAAAGGGGAUCCUCUGGAACAGCUGGUGAGACACUUCCUCAUCGAGACUGGGCCACGGGGAGUGAAGAUCAAGGGCUGUCAGAACGAGUCCUACUUCGGAAGUUUAUCUGCCCUGGUGUACCAGCAUUCAAUUACUCCCAUCUCUCUACCCUGUGCCCUCCGCAUCCCAGAAAAAGACCUUGUUGGGGAGCUUCAGGAGAUGCAGAGUGCAACAAACACCAGCACAGCAGCUGACCUCCUCAAACAAGGAGCAGCCUGCAAUGUGCUUUACCUGAACUCAGUGGAAACUGAAUCACUGACGGGGCCGGAGGCAGUUUCCAAGGCAACCAAGUGCACUUUGGCUCUGAGUCCGCGUCCAGUGGCAACGGUGGUCCACUUUAAAGUGUCCUCUCAGGGGAUUACUCUAACAGACAGCAAAAGAAGGCUAUUUUUUAGGAGACACUACCCAAUCAGCAGUGUCACAUUCAGCAGCCUUGACCCCCAAGACCAGAGGUGGACUAAUUCUGAUAGCACAUCAAGCAGGAUGUUUGGCUUUGUGGCCAGGCGGACAGGCAGUGCCACAGAAAACGUGUGUCACCUAUUCGCAGAGAUGGACCCCGAGCAGCCGGCUGUGGCCAUCGUCAACUUUAUUAACAAAGUCAUGCUGGGACCACAGCUACGUAGAUGAGAGAGCAGAAGAAUUUGAAAACUCUGGACUAUUGGGGAUGUGGGAGAGAUUCUGGCAUAAUUUUUUUUUUAAAGAAAUGUGUGUGUUACUACAUUUUUGCUUGCAUUCGUGCAGGUGGCAUGCCUGUGCUCGGCUGUAUGACUGUUUUUAUAUUUCUGACAGAUCACUGCUCCAAAGGACAAAGUAUUGUUAAUAUGUCAGCUUCCAGAGCAGUUACAGAGGAAUAGUUUGAUAAGCCAAAGACUGACCUACCUUUGGUAAACUUGCCAAAUGAGAUUCAAAUAAGAGUUUUUUUGUUGUUGUUGUUUUUGCUGAUGAAGUAAUUUUUUGUUUUUCUGUUACAAACUCUUCACAUGAUGUACAACAAAACUGCAUGACAAUCCAUUUACCACACUGUUAUUCUUAAAGUUUCUGUACACCAACAUUUAAAGCUCAAGAGACAAUGGUUCAGAAGGCCUUCACCAAUGUAGUAGAAUGUCAGAGUCAUGUUUCAAGGUGUAAAGUGGCUGCGAUUUUGCUCGCCACGCAGUGUUAGACAGAGUAAAGGAGGUGACUAAAUGUAAGAGGUUGUGUAUUUUGAAUAUCUGAGAAGAAAGUGUAAAUUCAAUCUUCACCAAUACUAUGAAAACCUAAGCUGAACCUACCUACAAUUUAAAACACAGACAGAUAGAUGACUGAAAAAAAAUGUUAUGUAUUUACACACUACAUAAGAAAGUAAAAGGGAGGUUAGCCUCACAACAGAAGUAACUCGUUUAAAAGAUCAAGGACAGGACUUGAAAAUUUACGAACUCUACAAUCUCCACAUUUCUAAUGUCAUUAUAAAAAGAACCAGUAGAGACCAGUCUCUCCAUAUUACUAUUUUAGAUUUGUUUAAUUUGCAUUACCUAUUUAACCAACCAAUAUCCACAGUAACAUGUAAUAUGUGUGAGUUAUGUUUCAGAGAGAAGUUUCACUUAAAGCCAAAGACUUCAUUAUUGUGUAAAGAUAUUCUCAUGGUUGAUUUUUUUUAUCAAUAUCUUUUCAUUGUUUGGCAUUUGUGUGUUUUUUAUAAACUGAGACAGUAUUUAGAUGACUUCAGCACAAUUAUUAUUUUUCAUAAUGGAUUUUUAUGUAAAAGAAGUAAUAUAUUUUAGGCCUCUGAGGUGGAUGACAAAGA